UAAAACGCACUUUUCAACCACUAUUUUAAAUUUAAUUUGACGAAUUUUUGGGACCAACUUAAUUCAUGUUUAGUACUUCCAUAGUUAACUUGGUUUUUCUUCUAUACAUUGAUAAAUAUUACCUUAAAGAAAAUUAGGUAGAUUCCGUACUUGUCUUUGUUUGUCAAGUACUUGACUUUGAGAAUCUUCCGCAGGUUUGUCCCAAUUUACCCCAGAAUCCCAAUUUACCCCAUGUCAUGGUAUUCAAGAUGUCAAAAUAGUCUAUUUAAGUUUCUAAUAUUAAUAGGCAAUAUUAUUAUUUACAAUGAAAAGAUAGUUUGGUAAAAACCACAACUACAAUAGAUUAAACGCCGUGUCGUUUAUUGUUGUUUAUGACAUUCUAAUUUGAAACUGAGUGAAAAGCUACUCUAAAAAGCGACAUCUAUAAGAAUUAGCCUGCAAGAGAAUGGGAUAAAAGACUUACGAAGAUUUUACCUUUUUUUUUCAAUCUUAGCUGAUAGGCUAUGAUGCCUUGUGGGGCUAUGUCAGCGUAACCCUAACGUGUAGGUGAGCUCUCGGGGCUCAAACCAGGAGGCGUUACUAACACUGGCCCCAGGAAGAGCAGUGCUUCGCAGAACUAUACUGAGACCUUAGAAUUCAUAUCUCAAGAUGGGUGGCGGCAUUUAAGUUGUAGAUGUCUAUGGGCUCCAGUAACCACUUAACACCAGGUGGGCUGUGAGCUCAUCCAACCAUCUAAGAAAAAAAAUAAAAGAAUUUUCACCGGAUCGGGAACGCGACCCACUGAGAAGAUCCGGCGAGAAUCUCAGUGGGCUGUGUCUAUGGGUUACUUUACUCGCCGAACCCUUCGCUUGCGACGAAAUUAAUAAUAAUUCAUACCCAUAUUCACACGCAUAAUUCGGAAUUUUACUUCUAACGUAUGGGAAUUGCAUACGAUUUUUAUUACUGUACAUGGGCAGGUGAGCCUAGCGUUAAGUAGAACGUAAAAACAACAUGAGAGCGUUAAUCUCGACACCCCUCGGAACCCUUCGUGCUGGCUCACAAGAUCCCUUACCACCAGUAAUUACGCAAAAUAUCUUUUUUGCGGAUUUGAGUUUUUUUACACGAUGUUAUCCCUUCACCGUGGGCUUCGGCCUCUAGGCCUCUUGCCUUCUGUUUUACCAUUAACGAUGAGCCUUUCAAAGCUAUCAGGGUUUCUGCGUUUUAUAUAAAAAAUAAUGCACGACCCGAUGAAGACAUAUGAUUGACAGCCGUUUAUCAUUGGCACACCUCAUUCAAACAUCCAAAUAAGCUAAGAAAGAUUUUGUUCCAGCCCAACAUAUCGAUUUUGUUCAUUAAUUUUAUCGAUUCAUUCACGUCAUGAUAUACUGAAUACUUACUUCUUACCAUUUUCUCAAGAUUGGAAUGACAAUUAAACAGCUUCUGUAAUGUAACCGCACAAAAAAUGCUCGAUUUCAUAAUGAUACAAAUACUUACUUACAUCUUUAAAAAAACCGCUAUUUUAAAUUUCCGUAAUGUACUAGAUAGUUUACUUAAUUAAAGUGUCUAAUCGUUUGUUGAUGACAUUCGUUUUGUAUAAAUUGUAAUUUGGCCGUUGCCUAUUUAGCAUUCGCUUGUAGAGUAGUACUCGUGUCAAUACGCUAUUCAAAGAAAAAGGAUGCUCUCCUACAUCUACCUCGCCUUGCUAGUGGCUGCAAGCCAUGUCCAAUCAACUCCCGCUGCUGCUACUGCCCAGAACGUAAUCUGCAAAGCCCGCAAUGGUUAUUACAAAACAGACGCGAAUUGUGAUACAUACAUUGAAUGCCGGGACUAUCAAGCUACUAACAUGAUAUGCCCGGAUGGUCUGCACUUUAAUCCUAGCGUGGAAUGGCCGGCAUAUCCUUGCGGUUAUCCAGUUGAAGUGACAUGUGUAGGAAGAGGGAGCAUCCAGCCUGCCCAAACAACACCGGAUUGCCCGCACCAAUAUGGCAUCUUCAAACAUCCUAACGCUUCGCCCACCAAUUGUGGCCAGUACCGAACAUGCGUAGGUGGUCGUGCUUUCGACAUGGUAUGCCCGCCGGGACUAGCAUUCAAUCCAGACUUCAGCCGCUGUGACUGGGCCGACCUUGUACCUUCCUGUGAUGCUGAAAAAUUCUUGGGUUUCACUUGCCCCCCUGCUCCUUUGGAUGCUAUCGGCAAUCCUCUGAAUAAUGUGAUAAACUACAAGUACGAAGGCAACUGCUACUACUUCUUCUCCUGUGAGCAAAAUCGGGCUAGAUUGCUGUCCUGCGACAUCGGUCUUGCAUUCGACCCCACGACUGGACGGUGCGUCGACGCAGACAGAGUCCAGUGCAAUGCAACGCAAAACACAAAUGACAAGAAUCAUAUAUGAACUAAUUUGAACUUAUACGUUGUUUUUUCAAAAAUAAAAUUACAUUCCUCGUA
Molecule: messenger RNA, 2421 nt
Organism: Bombyx mori (domestic silkworm)
Lineage: Eukaryota; Metazoa; Arthropoda; Insecta; Lepidoptera; Bombycidae
Product: protein obstructor-E
Exons: 6
Coding region: 1655-2368 (237 amino acids)
Cellular component (GO): extracellular region
Molecular function (GO): chitin binding
Source: RefSeq, a predicted model, not a curated record